AUGUCGACAGAGAUGACGACCAUCAUGGUGGGGGUAGUGGUGAUGAUGGUGAUGACGUCACAACGGUACAUGAUUACCAGCCUGGACCGCACCCAUGCUGGCUUCUACCGCUGCAUCGUGCGGAACCGGAUGGGGGCCCUGCUACAGCGGCAGACUGAGGUCCAGGUGGCCUACAUGGGGAGCUUUGAGGAAGGUGAGAAGCACCAGAGUGUGUCCCACGGAGAAGCUGCUGUCAUCAGAGCACCUCGCAUUUCCAGCUUUCCCCGGCCACAGGUGACCUGGUUCCGUGACGGACGCAAGAUCCCACCCAGCAGCCGCAUAGCCAUCACGCUGGAGAACACCCUGGUCAUCCUGUCGACGGUGGCUCCCGAUGCUGGCCGCUACUACGUGCAGGCAGUUAAUGACAAGAACGGAGACAACAAGACCAGCCAGCCCAUCACUCUUGCCGUGGAGA
This is a messenger RNA of Grammomys surdaster, 454 nucleotides long. RefSeq names its product protein sidekick-2-like. The annotation marks the transcript as partial. The transcript is spliced from 4 exons. The record is from RefSeq and is a predicted model, not a curated record. NCBI's taxonomy places the organism in Eukaryota, Metazoa, Chordata, Mammalia, Rodentia, Muridae. Gene Ontology annotation, cellular component: plasma membrane; axon. Gene Ontology annotation, biological process: dendrite self-avoidance; homophilic cell-cell adhesion; axon guidance. Gene Ontology annotation, molecular function: cell-cell adhesion mediator activity.